AUGGACAUCAGUACUCUCCUCGUGGAAUGCUCCUUAGUAGCCAUGAUGUUGUACGCCGCGUACGGCGUCAUCUAUCGUCUUUAUCUUUCUCCUAUUGCUCAUUUCCCGGGUCGGAAACUGGCAGCUCUGACCUUCUGGUACGAGUUCUAUUUCGACGUCAUUAAACGGGGCUCCUACGUCUGGGAAAUUCAGGAAAUGCACGAGACCUACGGUCCAAUCGUCCGCAUCAAUCCCUACGAGCUUCACGUUGCAGACUCGGACUUCAUCGAUCGGCUCUAUCCUACCGUCGCUAAGAAUGUAGAGAAAUGGUCUUGGUCCGCGGGCAUGUUUGGCAGCACUGCUAUGACCUUUGGGACCGUAGGCCAUACGCUCCACCGCCGACGACGUGCUGCUUUCAGCAAUUUCUUCUCCACAACGUCUGUCCGGCGGCUUCAGCCGUUGAUCCAGUCACGCAUCGAUGUUUUGUGCGAGAAACUGUCAGAGAAGAUGGAUAAUGGGGAGCCGGUGAACUUGGUUCAUGCAUACUCGGCAUUGACACAAGAUGUGAUCACAGAGUACUGUUUCUCGAACUGCAGGAAUGUACUCGAGAUGAAAGACUUUUCCCCGUGGUAUUACGAGCUCGUGCAGAAACCAUCGGAGCUCUCCCAUAUGAUCAAGCAAUUUCCUCACAUGCUUCCAAUACUGAACCUUCUUCCCGACUGGUGGGUGCGUGCCACGAACCCUCUAUUCGCCCAACUCCGCGCACAGCGACUGGAGUACGUUUCCCAGGUUCAAUCAAUCCUAUCUUAUCAUGACGAGACCGGAUCCAAAUCCCAUCCCACAGUGUUCCAUUCGUUGCGAGAUGACGAUGGUCUCCCGCUCUCAGAGAAGUCACUUCCACGCCUUGUCAUGGAAGCACAAAGUCUCGUUGGUGCAGGGACUUUGACAUCUACGCAUAUGCUGAGCAUGACCACUUAUCAUGUCCUCAUGAACCCACCGAUCCUUAGCAGACUAAUGGCGCAACUUGAACAAGCGUUGCCGGAUGCAUCUACGCCAUGCUCAUUACAGAAACUCGAGCAAAUUCCCUACCUCAGUGCGGUCAUUAACGAAGGUCUACGUAUCUCAUAUGGGUCAAUUCAUCGACUACAGCGUGUUCACCCAGAUAACGCCUUGACUUUCCGGAACUGGACCAUUCCGCCCGGCACACCCGUCGGAAUGAGCUCUCUUCAUAUGCACAACGACCCUGCGAUAUUUCCGGAGCCUAGGAGGUUUGACCCUUCACGUUGGAUGGGGCCGGAGAAAGAAUUGAGGCAGAGACACUUGUUCAAUUUUGGGAGAGGUACCAGACAAUGCGUAGGUAUGAACCUGGCUCAAGCGGAGUUUCACAUGACGCUUGCAACAAUUUUCAGAAAGUUUGGGACAAAGAUGCAGUUGUAUGACACCGUCAGGGAAAGGGAUGUCGAUGUCAAACACGACUUUUUCGUUACGAAUCCGAGUCUGGACAGUCGAGGUGUGAGGGUGACCCUCCAUAGCAAUAGCCACCAGAUAUGA
Molecule: messenger RNA, 1530 nt
Organism: Letharia lupina
Lineage: Eukaryota; Fungi; Ascomycota; Lecanoromycetes; Lecanorales; Parmeliaceae
Exons: 3
Coding region: 1-1530 (509 amino acids)
Molecular function (GO): iron ion binding; heme binding; monooxygenase activity
Source: RefSeq, a predicted model, not a curated record